Trichomycterus rosablanca is the source of this 1302-nucleotide messenger RNA. It is a transcript of the gene pax5, whose product is annotated as paired box 5. Gene Ontology annotation, molecular function: DNA-binding transcription factor activity, RNA polymerase II-specific; RNA polymerase II cis-regulatory region sequence-specific DNA binding. The record is from RefSeq and is a predicted model, not a curated record. NCBI's taxonomy places the organism in Eukaryota, Metazoa, Chordata, Actinopteri, Siluriformes, Trichomycteridae. The coding region runs from base 29 to 964 and encodes 311 amino acids. The transcript is spliced from 10 exons. Gene Ontology annotation, biological process: regulation of transcription by RNA polymerase II; anatomical structure development.
CGCCGAUUACAAACGCCAAAACCCCACCAUGUUUGCCUGGGAGAUACGGGACCGACUGCUGGCCGAGCGAGUGUGCGACAACGACAGCGUGCCCAGUGUCAGCUCCAUCAACAGGAUCAUUCGCACUAAAGUCCAGCAGCCACCGGGCCAGUCAGGAAACGUCUCUGCACACAAUUUAGUGUCCACGGUGGCGGUGACCCAGGUCUCUGCCGUAACCAGCGACGCCGCAGGCUCCUCGUACUCCAUCAGUGGAAUUCUGGGAAUCAGCGCGGCGGCCGACGCUAGCAAGAGGAAGAGAGAUGAAAAUCUUCAGGACUCCGCGCUGGUAAACGGCCACACCCAUUCGGGGCGGGACUUCCUGCGUAAGCAGAUGCGAGGGGAGCUCUUCACGCCGCAGCAGCUCGAGGUACUGGACUGUGUUCUCGAACGGCAGCUCUGUCCUGACUUUUAUUCUGCCCCCGACGCCAUCAAGCCGGCCCAGACGACGGAGUAUUCGGCCAUGGCGUCUCUGGCUGGUGGACUGGAGGAGAUGAAGAGCAGCCUGGUCAAUCAGACGGCAUCCGAGUUGGGUCCAGGUAUCGCAGGACCUCAGAGUUACUCUUUGGUAUCAGGUCGUGACUUAGGCAGCACUACACUUCCAGGCUACCCUCCUCAUGUUCCCCCGGCCGGCCAGGGCAGCUACUCGGCUCCGUCGCUCACAGGAAUGGUGCCCGGCGGCGAGUUCUCGGGGAGCCCGUACUCUCAUCCUCAGUACUCCACAUACAACGAGUCGUGGAGGUUCGCCAAUCCGAGUCUGCUGGUGUUUCAACAGGAGUACGGUUCUCUUUUGGGAUCAGAGAGAGCAGCUUCAUCAGGCCUUUUCCCCAGCCAGACUACACAACCCACAGGAUCUCCGUAUUACUACGGCGCUGCUACGCGAGGUGCAGGACCUGCAGCCACGGCCACGGCCUACGACCGGCACUGAGAGAGCGGGACGAGAGAACAGAAGGAAGAGUCCGGCGUGGAGACACAGAAAGACCGAGAGAGCGACCGUCAUCAUUCCCGUCAGUCACAGUCCUACAGCUUAUGUGCUUUUUGUGUCCAGAACUUUUCAUCAAUUUAGUUUCACAUUUUAUAUCCUGCAUUAUGUAUGACAAGUCCUUUAAACAGAAGUGUGUGUGUGUGUGUGUGUGUGUGUGUGAGAGAGAGGGGACUCGGUAACCGACAAUCUUUAUCUGCCAGCUGGGAAUGAAUUCAUGACCCUCGUUCAGUACAAUCACCAACCUGCAUCAUUUUUUCCUACCCAGAUGAUUUGAUUUAAAG